AUGUCAACUGUUGAUAAAAAUAUUAAGGCCUUCAUUUAUGAUAUGGGUGGUGUCGUAAUGAGAUAUGUCUAUAAGGAUAUGGCUAGUGCUGCUCAGUUACCUUCAACUGUAUUUGGAAAACAAUUAGAACUUCUUGAAACAGGGAAAAUUAGUGUUGAGGAAUUCUUAGAAGAAAAUAGUGAAAAUGAUUGUUUAAAGGAAGUAAUUAAAAAAUAUGGAAAUAUUUUUCAAAAAAGUGAUUUUUAUGAAAAAAUCUUAGAAAAAGAUGAAAACAUUGAAAAAUCUUUAAAAGUAUUAAGAAAAAAUGGUUAUAAAAUUGUUUUAUUAACAAAUAACUUUUUUCUUGAUAAAAAUAAAUUGAAACCAACAAUUUCAUGUGAUAAAACUUUAUUUGAUAUUAUUGUUGAAUCAUGCAGAGUGGGAAUGUUUAAGCCUAAUAGAGAUAUUUUUGAAUAUACUCUUUCAUUACUAAACUUACAACCUUCUGAGGCUGUUUUUCUUGAUGAUCUUGAAAUUAAUUGUAAUGGAGCUAAAAAUGUUGGUUUGAAAACAAUUCAAGUAAAAACAAAUAAAUCUGAAGAUGCAGUAAAAGAGAUUGAGCAAUUAACAGGGCUAUCUAUUUUAUGA
This is a messenger RNA of Strongyloides ratti, 627 nucleotides long. RefSeq names its product Bifunctional epoxide hydrolase 2. NCBI's taxonomy places the organism in Eukaryota, Metazoa, Nematoda, Chromadorea, Rhabditida, Strongyloididae. The coding region runs from base 1 to 627 and encodes 208 amino acids. The transcript has a single exon. The record is from RefSeq and is a predicted model, not a curated record.